Molecule: messenger RNA, 885 nt
Organism: Chara braunii
Lineage: Eukaryota; Viridiplantae; Streptophyta; Charophyceae; Charales; Characeae
Source: the annotation of a GenBank genome assembly
UGUAUCUAUGUUCUGUCUCCUGUUGCUUCUGGACGUUGUCUCUGUUGGGUACCCUUCGGAAAGGCUUUAGGAGGAUGCUAGAAGGGAGGAUGCUAAGGGGUGCAAGUCGCUAGGGGUUGGAGUCUGGGAGGGAUCGAGUAGGAUUCAAACUUGGAUUGGGAUGGACCCGGGGUGGAAUCGAGGUAGGAUGGGGAUGUAUCCAGGUUGGGAUCGAGGUAGGAUCGAGAUGGGAUCAGAAAGGGAUCGUGUUGGGGUCGGGGUGGGGUCGGGAUUGGAUCGAGCUGGGUUUGAGGUGGGAGCCAAUCGGGGUCAGGAUGAGAUCGAAACGGGGUUGGGGUGGGGUUGGUACUGGUACGGGGUUCGACGCGAGAUCUGGUUGGAGUCUGGGAGGGAUCGGGUAGGGUUCGACUCUGGGUUAGGAUGGAACUGGGGUGGGAUCGAGGUAGGGUCGAGAUGGAACCGGAUUGGGAUCGGGGUAGGAUUGAGAUGGGAUCAGGGUAGGACCGGGUUGGGGUCGGUGUGGGGUCGGGGUGGAGUCGAAGUGGGAGCGAAUCAGGAUCGGGGUGAGAUCGAAUCGGGAUUGGGGUGGGGAUGGUAUCAGUGUGGGGUUCGAUACGAGAUCGGGUUGGAAUCUGGGAGGGAUCGGGUAGGAUUCGAGAUUGGAUCAGGAUGGAAGCGGUGUGGGAUCGAGGUAGGAUCGGGAUGGAACCGGGUUGGGGUCGAGGUAGGAUCGAUAUGGGGUCAGGGUGAGAUCGUGUUAGGAUCGGGGUGGGGUCGGGAUGGGAUCGAGGUGUGGGGUCGAGCUCGGAGCGAAUCGAGGUCAGGGUGAGAUCAACUUCGGGUUGGGGUGGGGAUGGUACCGGCAUGGGGUUCAAAGCUAGAUCU